AUGGGCUUUCUCAGCGCCUUUUUUGUUUUCAACUCUUCUGUUGAGGCGGUUACCUUGUUUUCCCGUACAUCCACUCCUCUAUUCAUCGUUGCCAAUUUUUAUACCAUCAUUUAUCCCAAGAUGGGAUCGACGCUUGGUGUUCUGUGUCAAGAGAAUUUUGGAAGCAAGAUGAGGCUGGCCUGGAUGAUGUUUGCAUCUGCUCGAACUGCUGCAACCGCCCCUCUUUCAUCCCCGUCCUUGAAGCGCAUCUUCGAGUUUGCACAGACUCAUCCUAACCUAGUCGGCCUCGGUAUUCGCACCUCGCCUUCAUCCCCAUCUACUAUGGCGAUGGCUUGCACUCUGGGCAGCUCCGGCUCCAGCCAGUCGGCUAUGCACCGAUCCUCCCUAGCGCGCAUGCAGUCACCUAAUAAUUCACCUCGUACCCCGCCGCGUGCACCGCGUCCGCCAUGCGCUGCUGUGUUUCCCUCCGUUUAUUCACCGUUGUUUCAUACCCCUUUGAGCGUUCAAUCUCUGCUUGACGAGGGAUACUUCUCCAACGAUGAGACAUCGACGGAGAUUAGGAAACAGUCCGGUGUUCGGGAUAGUGGUAGCGAGAUCAUGAACAUGCAUUCGACGGACCGUCGCCGUCGUCGUGCUGCUACCAUGAGCAGCCUUAGUUCGACUUUCCGCGCUUCCCUUUAUGAUGCAUACCCAUCUACUUCGGAAGUCGAGCGUAUAGGCCUCGGUAUAUCUGGGCUCAGUCUCAGUACAUGCAGGCGGAGCUCCGGAACAAUCACACUCGGGUCGUCUGACGACGACGACGACGACGACGACGACGAAGACAACACGCUGGUCCCAGACGCUAUGGAGGCUGGACAUUCGAGACUGAUGAUUAAAUCCCCUUCAACCAAGCGCAUGGGCUUUAAUGUUCGUGCAGAGGUUAUUCAGUCACCAACUGAUGAUGGCUAUGCCGCCGACGGCGAACACGAAGACCGUCUUCUGGUCCCAUCCCGUUAUAUAGCCUAUUAUCACGUUCGUGCCGUGUCCGUGAAAGAGAGUAAAAACAAAUGA
Molecule: messenger RNA, 1050 nt
Organism: Fomitiporia mediterranea MF3/22
Lineage: Eukaryota; Fungi; Basidiomycota; Agaricomycetes; Hymenochaetales; Hymenochaetaceae
Exons: 8
Coding region: 1-1050 (349 amino acids)
Source: RefSeq, a predicted model, not a curated record